GAUCCACAUACUCUGAUGGAUGAACUCGUACGAGAAUUCACUCUCAAUGACGAACAACGGCGUGCGUUCAGAAUUGUUGCCGAGCAUAGCUUGUUAAUCAAUCCCGAACCUUUACGAAUGUUCUUAUCAGGCCCCGGAGGAACAGGGAAAAGCCGCGUGAUCAAUGCUCUGCGUGCAUGGUUUGAGCGACGUGGUCAGUCUAGACGGUUCCGCUUAGCUUCGUAUAUGGGAGUAGCUGCAAAGAACAUAGCAGGUUCAACAUUGCACUCAUGCCUAAGUCUCAACCGUAACUAUGCAUCCCGCGCAACUCAGCAUCGCCAAAGAGAACUCGCACUGUACUGGAACGGAGUUGAUUACGUGUUCAUUGACGAGGUGUCCAUGUUGGGAUGCAACCUUAUGGUACAGAUCAGCGAGGCCCUUUCGCUC
Molecule: messenger RNA, 426 nt
Organism: Coniophora puteana RWD-64-598 SS2
Lineage: Eukaryota; Fungi; Basidiomycota; Agaricomycetes; Boletales; Coniophoraceae
Exons: 1
Biological process (GO): telomere maintenance; DNA repair
Molecular function (GO): DNA helicase activity
Source: RefSeq, a predicted model, not a curated record